Messenger RNA from Ctenopharyngodon idella (grass carp), 2858 nucleotides. RefSeq names its product somatostatin receptor 2b (gene sstr2b). The record is from RefSeq and is a predicted model, not a curated record. The transcript is spliced from 4 exons. NCBI's taxonomy places the organism in Eukaryota, Metazoa, Chordata, Actinopteri, Cypriniformes, Xenocyprididae. Gene Ontology annotation, molecular function: neuropeptide binding; somatostatin receptor activity. Gene Ontology annotation, cellular component: neuron projection; membrane. Gene Ontology annotation, biological process: neuropeptide signaling pathway; cellular response to glucocorticoid stimulus; cellular response to estradiol stimulus. The coding region runs from base 488 to 1648 and encodes 386 amino acids.
CAUAUUUUCAGUGUCAGUUUUAGUUCAGAUUGGAUCAGAUCAGAUUGUGUGUUUGGAUGUUUUGUAAGGGUUAUUGCGAUUCAGAUGUUCUCCACAUGUGCAAAUCCACAAAACCAUGAGCAGGAUCCCAAUGCACUUCAACACGAAGGGAUGAUUAUGACAUAAAGGACAUUGCUCUCCCAGGUCAGUCACUGGACAGUGCGCACUGCUUGCUGUACAGAGCCACAUAAAAAGUAGUUUGACUGGAAGCAUUGAUCGUUCACACUUCCAAUCCAAGAUCCAAGAACGGAAUUAUACAGCAUUAUACCAGCUUCAAGUGUCAAUGUCAUUGAAAGGAUAAAUGCAGAACGCAACCUGUUUACAUAGCUCUAGCAUUGCACAUCCUUGUUGCCGACUGUACUAUUGAGUUUACACUGAAUGGACAUUUCGGACUAUAAAAGGCAGGAUGUCACACAUAAUGGAACUGGGAAUCUGAGAGAAAAAUAUAAUGGAUUCCUGGACGAUUUCAUUCUCACCCAGUAACUUCCCCAGUAAUCUGUCUGGACUCCCCAUGUAUGAUGGCAUUUUGCUUGGCAACAUAUCUGAAGAAGGCCUGAGAAAUGAGACUGACCACAUUUUUACCAGAACUAGCACAUUCGUCAUCACCUUCAUGUAUUUUGUGGUAUGCGCUAUUGGUCUUUGUGGAAAUGCGCUGGUCAUCUAUGUCAUCCUGCGCUAUGCCAAGAUGAAGACGGUGACGAAUAUCUACAUCCUGAACUUGGCAGUGGCAGAUGUUCUGUUUAUGCUAAGUUUGCCCUUCAUCGCUAUCCAGUUAGCGGUGGUGCACUGGCCAUUUGGGGCAGCUCUGUGCCGCGUGGUCAUGACUGUAGACUCUCUAAAUCAGUUCACCAGUAUUUUCUGUCUGAUGGUGAUGAGCAUUGAUCGAUACUUUGCCGUGGUUCACCCCAUAAAGUCAACCAAAUGGAGGAGGCCCAAUGUCGCAAAGACGAUCAAUCUGGCCGUGUGGGUCGUGUCGCUCAUCGUCAACCUCCCAAUUGUAAUCUACAGUGGACUGAUCACCAACCCUGAUGGCUGCUUCUGCACUAUUGUGUGGCCAGAGCCGCAGGAGGCCUACUACACCGCCUUCAUGUUCUACACCUUCUUCCUGGGUUUCUUCGUACCUCUAAUAGUCAUAUGUCUAUGCUAUUUGUUCAUUAUCAUCAAGGUCAAGUCUUCAGGGAUCAGGGUGAGCUCUAGCAAACGAAGGCAUUCUGAAAAGAAGGUGACUCGUAUGGUGUCCAUUGUGGUUGCCGUCUUCGUGUUCUGCUGGCUGCCUUUCUACAUCUUCAACGUGACAUCAGUUACAGGGACCAUUAGCACUACGCCUUUUUUAAGGAGCAUGUUUGCCUUUGUCGUGGUGCUUGGAUACGCCAAUAGCUGUGCAAACCCGAUAUUAUACGCUUUCUUGUCAGAAAACUUUAAGAAAAGUUUCCAGAAUGUUCUGUGCUUGAAAAAAGCAGGUGGUUUGGAUGAUGUUGAAUGCACUGACAGCAAACAGAACAAGUCACAAAUAAUGAAUGAUCCAAAAGAAACUCAAAACGCACUGCUAAAUGGAGACCUGCAAACCAAGGGUCUGAAAAAACAAGGGUCAUUACUAAGCAACCUAUAAACUGUGUGCCACAGAACACAUGGUGUCCACAAUGAGAGUAAGAGGAAACACAGCAAAUAUGAUUUCUUAGUUUCAAAUAUGAUGGCUUAGGUUCCUAAAUUUACAAAAUAAAAUGGAAGAGUUUAACCAUUUUUGGCCAUCAUGCAGUAUUUUACAUCCAAAAGUAAAAUUUUAACCAUUUCAUUGGUUAAAACCUGUAAGUAGUGUAAGUAAGUGCACUAUAAAAAAAAUAUGCUUUGAGUAUUUUUUUACUCUACUCAUAUACUAUGUAGAAUUUACAGAGUAUAGCUAGCAAGACUGUAUAGAACUGCAUUGCAUUGUAAGAUGUAUCACUCUAUUGUUGCAUCAUUAACAUGUAAAUAUUUUCAAAAGUUCGACAUCUAACUAAUCUGACUGAAUAGUUCCACUAGGGUAAUUCAUUAAGCCAAAAAUAGUGCCAAGGAUCUCUCUCAUUAUUUCUUAUUAUGCCACAUCACCUAAUGUGAAUCAGUAUGAUCAUUAAAUAGUCUAACAGUGCAAGGAUUCUAGUCUCUAUCCCAUUGAAGCAGCAUACUUUUAAGGUCAGACAGUAAUCUAGAGGGAUUUUAGAGAUUUUCCAAAUUUUAAUAGAAUGUCUACUUGAAAAAGGGCUAGAGCAUAAUUCCUUAUGUUCCUUCUGAGAUCAGGCAGGGACACAUGUAUCAUGAUCUUGGAUGAACUAAUUCAUUCAGACAUGUAUUGAAUUCAGUACUUGUAGAUUUGAAACAUAUCAUGAUUGUUCACACAUAGCAACGUGUCUAACAAAUUUGGUUAAGAUCUUUACCAUUGCAAAAGGCUUUAUUCGUGUCAACACUUCCACCUUCACUGUUCAAAAAAAGCUUCCCCCCCCCCCCCCCUAAGCUUUUGAAUACGUCAUUUUUUUCAAGCCAAACUUGCUGUGAAAUUCAUGCAAACUAGUCUUUGACUUUUUUACAGUAAAAAAAAAAAAAGAUAGAAAUAAGUCAUAAUUCUUAUUAGAAAGUGUAUCUCUGAGCUUCUUUUAUUUUGAUUUUUCACAUCUGUAAACAGCAUUCAUUGUUUUCAGAUUUAUAUAUUUUGACUGUCUGUGGAAUACAUUUGGUCACUCAUUAAAAUAAAAAUACUGUACUAAUUUCCCCUCAUGAUGCCACUGUAUUAAAGAUGUUUCAAAGUUAUGAUAAUGUGAAAUAUUAUAGGAUAUACAUAUACAUUA